UUUAAGAAGAUUGCCAUUGCCUCUGUCCUCUGCCAAGAAAAUUGGUUCUAGACACUUCUGUCUGAGAGUAUGAAGGAAAAGGAAGAAUAUGCGUGGAUUUAAAAUUAUUGUGUUUAUCAAGUUGUGGAGUGAGAAGUACUGGGGAAAUAGCUUGCUCUGUUGCUCAUUGUAGAUCUACUACAAAUUGUUUCUGAUGCAGCUGAGAAAAAUGCAGACCCUUAAAAAGGAACACGGACCUGUUGACACCAGUAGCAGUGUGGACAAAAUCAUGGUACUUAAGUCUACUUUAGCAGAAGUGUCUGAAGAAUUGUCUACUAAUGAAGAUAUACUUCUUACUGAAGCAAGUAGUGGAAAAAGCAAAUCUUCAGCUUGCAGAAGAAAGCGAGAAUUCAUUCCAGAUGAAAAGAAAGAUGCUAUGUAUUGGGAGAAAAGACGGAAAAAUAAUGAAGCUGCCAAAAGAUCUCGUGAAAAACGACGACUGAAUGACCUUGUCUUGGAGAACAAGCUAAUUGCACUGGGAGAGGAGAAUGCCACUUUGAAGGCGGAGCUGCUUUCGUUGAAGCUCAAGUUUGGUUUAAUUAGUUCUGCAGCUUAUGCCCAAGAGAUACAGAAACUCAGUAGCUCAACAACUGUGUAUUUCCAAGACUAUCAGACUUCUAAAUCAAAUAUUAACUCAUUUGUAGAUGAACAUGAACCAUCUAUAGUUGGUAGCAGUUGUAUUUCUGUCAUUAAACAUUCUCCUCAAAGCUCAAUGUCUGAUGUGUCUGAAAUACCAUCUGUAGAGCAUACUCAACCAAGUCGUAUACAAAGCAACUGCAGAAGUCCUGAAAAUAAGUUCCAGAUUAUAAAACAGGAGCCCAUGGAAUUAGAGAGAGAGCCAAGAGAUGACAGAAGUUCAUAUAAAACAUCCCUAUAUCCAAACUACAUGGGGGCUACCUUUAAUGUGUACUCACAUUCUCCUCCUCUCUUGCAAGUUAAUAGGUCCUCCAGUAAUUCCCCCAGAACGUCAGAAACUGAUGAUGGUGUAGUUGGAAAGUCAUCUGAUGGAGAAGAUGAACAGCAGGUUCCUAAGGGUCCAAUCCAUUCCCCAGUUGAACAUAAAAAUGUUCAUGCAACAGUUAAAGUUCCAGAAGUGAAUUCUUCAGCUUUGCCUCACAAGCUUCGAAUUAAAGCCAAAGCCAUGCAAGUUAAAGUGGAAGCAAUGGAUAAUGACUAUGAUGCAACACAGAAAGUGUCAUCACCCAUUGACAUGUCCUCAAAAAGACAUUUUGAGCUUGAAAAACAUGGUGCACAAAGCUUGGUGCCUUCUUCUCACACUCCUUUCUCGGUUCAAGUGACUAACAUCCAAGACUGGUCACUUAAACCAGAACUCUGGCAUCAGAAGGAACUCAAUGUAAAAAUUCAGAGUGGUUGCAAAACUGGAGUUGUUGAAAUAAAAGACAAUAUCUACAAUGUCUCUGAGUCAGAGAACCUGUAUUUGAAGCAGGGCAUAGCAAACUUAUCUGCAGAGGUUGCUUCGCUUAAAAGACUUAUAACUACACAACAAAUCUCUGCAUCAGACUCUGGUUAAGUUACUACUGAACAAAGGCUUAUUGUUUCAAAGGAUGUCAUUUGCAGUAGAUCAAUAUGUUUUGUAUUAUUCUGAAUUUUCACUGGACUUGUGAUGUCAUUUCACUGUAAUGUUCACAUAAUGUCUGAUUGGUGUCUUUUUGUGCACAAAUUACUAUGAAGACUAGGUUGUGUUAUGAUCACUAUGCCUUGUGUAUAGUCAAGUAGCCUGUACAAAGGCUGUAUAUAGUGAACUUUAUUUUCUUUUUGUUCUUCUACUAUAAAGCGUGCAAGUUACCAGUUACAAUAAAAUAUUGGUGACAAACA
Molecule: messenger RNA, 1875 nt
Organism: Balearica regulorum gibbericeps (East African grey crowned-crane)
Lineage: Eukaryota; Metazoa; Chordata; Aves; Gruiformes; Gruidae
Source: RefSeq, a predicted model, not a curated record